AUGGUGGCUAUGGCGGCCAUGGAUGAGGAUCUCUGGACUGACAUCCUGCAUGCCUUCGAGCAAGAGGCUGGAGAGCCCCCUGCUUCGAAGCCGGAGGGUUGGGAGUUGUGCCUUCUGGCACGCGUCGCAGCAAAUCGCCUGGAAAGCACGAAGAGUCUUCGGAAGACUGUGGCCAAGAGGAUCGAACGGUUGCUCCUUGCUGCAGAGCCAAGUCUGGAUGACUGCCGCGGUGUGCUUGCACGAGGCGUGGGCAACGUGUUCGAGCUUUCAGCGCCUAUUCAGGAGGCACGGCGGCUUGUGAGCCGGAGCCUGACGUCUCGGUCACGAUCCCCUCGACGAGAGUGUUUGCGGCAGGCACAUGCGCUUCUGGAGAAUGCAGGCAGUGCCUGGAAGAACCAGCCCGAUGCGGUAGAAGUUGCGGCCAAGCUACUCUCAGCAGGGGAGGCGCUCUCACUUCUCGAGGAAGGAGGCGACCCACAAGAAUUGGUCGAGGAAAUCGCUGCGCCAGACACAGCCUCAGUGCAGAAUGGCUUUGAAACCCGCAUUGAAGUCAACGAAGACGUCAGCUUCGGGCUGGCCCGACAAAGCAGCGUAUUGGGCUUCAAGGGGUUGGGGUGA
Messenger RNA from Symbiodinium sp. CCMP2592, 618 nucleotides. The record is from the annotation of a GenBank genome assembly. Lineage: Eukaryota; Dinophyceae; Suessiales; Symbiodiniaceae.